AAAUAACGUUGCUGCAAAUUGAGCAGCGAUUUCAACAUUUCAAAGCGUUUAUAUUUGGCCUGCAACAUUUGGCAUUCACCGCGGCUGCAGACGUUGUCCCAGGUAACACAAAAGGAUUUGCAGACGCCAAGUGCCCGGGAGUCAACAAACGCACACGUUCGCACACACACUCUCCACAUCACACACGCACACACAACAAACAACGGCGAACAGCGCAACGGAAACUGAAAUUGAUUGAAAGAACAACAAGAACAGAUACAGAUAUCCACCGCCAAAAGGAGGGAAAAGGAGGAAAAAGGAGACAGCCAACGUUUCGCCGUUUGAUGUGCCAAAGCUGCAACCAACUAAAUACACAUUGACGUAGCUGGGAGAGGCAAGUCAAACAGAAGGCGCCCUUUGGUGGAGGGCUGCCUCGGAGGCGCCACCACACACCACCGAUGUCGGCUUUAACGGAAAGCGGGUCGGCAAAGUCUGCCAAUCUAUCACAACAGAGCACUGGCGACUAUUCAGGUGGUUCCAUUAGCCAGGAUGAGCCGCGCAUCACCUGGAUCAAAACCAUCAUUGCCAAUCAGCUGGGCGUAUUCGAUCCCAAGCAUGUGAAUGCCCUCGUUGCCAAAAAUCGUCAAGCUGUUGAAGACUUUCUCAACAAACGUUAUGAGAGACAAGCUCAUCUCGAUCGCGUCAUCAUGUACGUGUGGCGCACAUUCUAUGAUAGGCUGGUCGAGGAGGAGAUCACCGUGCUGGAGGAAGUGCCUCGACCCUCGGCGCCGGACAAAAAGGAUAAGAAGAAGAAGGGCGCCAAAGGAGCUGCCAAGGGAAAGGGCCGCAAAAAGGGCGGCCAGGAUGCGGAGCCAGCCGCGGACACGGAACAGGCAGACAACGAGGCAGGCGAUGGACCCGCAGCGGAGACUGAUCUCGAGGCUGAGUUCGAGGGCGAGGAGGAGGCCACCGUUAUCAGCAGUGGCAAGAGCUCUGCACGCUCGAGACGUAAGUAG
This is a messenger RNA of Drosophila innubila, 995 nucleotides long. RefSeq lists its product as uncharacterized. The transcript has a single exon. The record is from RefSeq and is a predicted model, not a curated record. The coding region runs from base 438 to 995 and encodes 185 amino acids. NCBI's taxonomy places the organism in Eukaryota, Metazoa, Arthropoda, Insecta, Diptera, Drosophilidae.